This is a messenger RNA of Mesocricetus auratus (golden hamster), 1591 nucleotides long. RefSeq names its product anti-silencing function 1A histone chaperone (gene Asf1a). Gene Ontology annotation, biological process: DNA replication-dependent chromatin assembly. The coding region runs from base 368 to 982 and encodes 204 amino acids. The record is from RefSeq and is a predicted model, not a curated record. Gene Ontology annotation, cellular component: nucleus. NCBI's taxonomy places the organism in Eukaryota, Metazoa, Chordata, Mammalia, Rodentia, Cricetidae. The transcript has 4 exons. Gene Ontology annotation, molecular function: histone binding.
CUGGUCCACACCAGCAGGUGGAGCCGCAGUGAAAGUUUCCCGUCCGUUCCGCGAGCGGGAGCCCAUCUUGCUCGCCGCCACGGCCCUCGCUGGAGGAGGAGGGUCAGAGCUCGGGGGCAGCCAAUCGCGCGCAACGCUGCUAGUUAUCAGGGCAGAAUGGGCUGUAGUUUAGUGGAAUAGGAAAGCUGCAAAACACUGUGGAGUGCUGCGGUGUAAAUAAAAAGGAAAAAAAAAGUUUCUCAAGUCGCCGCUGCACGACGUCGGGCCGCGCCGCGCCGGGGCGGGGGUCUGCGCUCUCCGAGCGGCCGCGCGCGGGACUCUGUGGUGCCGCCAGCCCCGGCCCCAUUGUUUGUGUUUUCUUCAAAAUAUGGCAAAGGUUCAGGUGAACAAUGUAGUGGUGCUGGAUAACCCGUCGCCUUUCUACAACCCGUUCCAGUUCGAGAUCACCUUCGAGUGCAUCGAGGACCUGUCUGAAGACUUGGAGUGGAAAAUUAUCUAUGUGGGCUCUGCCGAAAGUGAAGAAUAUGAUCAAGUUUUAGACUCUGUUUUAGUAGGCCCCGUUCCUGCAGGAAGGCAUAUGUUUGUUUUUCAGGCUGAUGCACCGAAUCCAGGACUCAUUCCUGAUGCAGAUGCAGUGGGGGUAACAGUUGUGCUAAUUACUUGCACCUAUCGAGGUCAAGAAUUUAUUAGAGUUGGCUACUAUGUAAAUAAUGAAUAUACUGAAACAGAAUUAAGGGAAAAUCCACCAGUAAAACCAGAUUUUUCUAAGCUUCAAAGAAAUAUUUUGGCAUCUAAUCCCAGAGUCACAAGAUUCCACAUUAACUGGGAAGAUAACACAGAAAAACUGGAAGAUGCAGAGAGCAGUAACCCAAAUCUACAGUCCCUUCUUUCAACAGAUGCAUUACCUUCAGCAUCAAAGGGAUGGUCCACGUCAGAAAACUCACUGAACGUCAUGUUAGAAUCCCACAUGGACUGCAUGUGACCGGGUGCCAUCCGAGUAGUACAGUUUAAGCUAUUAAAAACAGAACUAUUUCCCUGAAGUUCCGUAAGUACAUAGUCAAGGUGAAAUGUGAAGAAUUUGUUUAAAAACAUCCUGUAGAAAGUUUAUAAGAAAACCAGUAUUUGAGCAAAUUGUGGAAUAUAAAUACAACUAUUUUUAAGUACUUUUUUUCUCUAAUGUGUUAUUUUAUUUGUUCAUGAAACUAAUCUGGUUAAAGUAUAUAUAUAUAUAUUAUUUUCUUCUCCUUUAUAUGUAAUUAAAGCACUUAUAAAAAGAAAACUUAUCAAUUAUUAAUUAGACCAGGUUGUAAAGGUGUUGUAGCCUCUUGGACAAUAAUACUUUUUACUAGCCUUUAAAAGAACAAAGUUUACUUCAACUAAAAUGAGUCUUCCUGUGAAGACAGUGUCCUUUUAAUUUAAGGAGCAAACUUCCAUCCUGUAGUAAAAAAGAUGUCUUUAAAAAGGGAAUUUGAAAUCAACUACAACCACCAAGGUUUUUCUAGGCUACCCCAGUGUGUCUUGUGGCUACCACCAAAACUUAUGUUAAAACUGGACUUCUGGUUUCUAUGUAAUAAAUGCGGCUACCUUUGAA